GCCUGGGAACCGUUUAAGUGAACCAAGUGUGACCCAAUUCAUCUUCCGUCGUCGUCGUCGAAAGCUUCCGUGUUUCCAUGUUUCCAAGUUUUAUUGUGAACAUGAAGUAUCUUAAACAUGGACGAUGAUGAUUUUGGCGCGGAUGCAGAUUUUCUUUCUGCUCUCGCCUCUUCGGCACCUUCGAUAGGAAAUAAAUCCAGUCAAGCAAGAUCGCAACCAACAUCACAACCGGCAAGCCGCAUUCAGCAGCCAAUUCCUCAGAAAGUCCAACCAACUCCAAGAAUACAACAACCCGCGCCUCAACGAUUAGACAAACCACCACCGACGUCUUCUACCUCUACUUCUGCCUCUGCCUCCACUGGGCCGAAGAUUGUUCAACCGACACCUCAAGCCCUCCCACAACGCUCUUCCGGCUCCUCAAUCCUAGUGUCACCACGUCAGAAAGGGAAUCCGGUACUGGCAUCCCUACGUUCAGUGCCAUGGGAAUAUAGUGACAUACCAGCCGAUUACGGGCUGGGUUUGACAACAUGUGCCUUAUUUUUAAGUCUCAAAUAUCAUAGGCUGCAUCCCGAAUACAUUUAUACGCGAAUUCGCAACCUACAAGGGAAAUUCAAUCUGCGCAUCCUCUUGACUAUGGUCGACAUCCCUAACCACGAAGACUCGUUGCGCGAACUUUCUAAGACCUCAUUGAUUAACAAUGUCACCAUUAUAUUAUGCUGGUCUGCGGCCGAAGCGGGCAGAUACCUCGAAUUAUACAAAUCCUACGAGCACGCAAACUUCAGUGCUAUAAAGGGACAGCAAGCUACGAGUUACGCUGAGAAACUUGUGGAAUUCGUCACGGUGCCUAGAGGAAUCAAUAAAGCUGAUGCGAUCACUCUUGUUAGUGCUUUCGGUAGCUUGAAAAAUGCAAUCAAUGCCGAUUCGGAGCAGGUCGCUAUCAUCGGCGGCUGGGGAGAAAAGAAAGUUAAAAGAUGGUGUAGCGUUGUGGAAGAACCGUUUCGAGUACAACAUGCCGCCAAGAGGCGCAUUGUAGAGAGAGAGGAUAGUAAUAGUGCUGCCGACAAGGCUAUCCCACUAAGUCGAGUGCCACUUAGAGAUAUGCCAAGUUUAUCGGCAAGUCGGUCCCGAGACGGCGCAACUCCGCAAUCAGAGCAAAGAUCGUCUGCGUCGGCAAAGCUGAAGGCGGACCACCGUAGUGGGGAUGCGCCCGUCGAUGAAUAUGACGAAGAAGCAAUGCUGGCGGCAGCAAUCGAGGAGUCAAAGAAGUCGAUGGCGCAAGAACAACCAUCCGGCUCGACUUCCAAACCUCGUGAGGAAGAGAAAUUGAGUGAUGGGAUUGCUGCCGCGCUGGCCAGACUCCGGGAUAAAGGAUAGAAGAGGAUGAUGAUACCUGCCUAGUUCGGGCGGACUAGGCGGAACACUCGGUGCAUCCCGGGCAUAUGUUACGUUUUUUUUAAUUGAAUGCACGACUUCGAAGCCUUUCCAGGGGAGGUUCUUCUCGCCUACCGGGCGGCGGGCAACAUGGCGUCGAUGACGGAU
This is a messenger RNA of Annulohypoxylon maeteangense, 1539 nucleotides long. RefSeq names its product restriction endonuclease type II-like protein. Gene Ontology annotation, biological process: UV-damage excision repair; nucleotide-excision repair; mitotic recombination. Gene Ontology annotation, cellular component: nucleus; nucleotide-excision repair factor 1 complex; ERCC4-ERCC1 complex. The coding region runs from base 118 to 1374 and encodes 418 amino acids. The record is from RefSeq and is a predicted model, not a curated record. The transcript has a single exon. NCBI's taxonomy places the organism in Eukaryota, Fungi, Ascomycota, Sordariomycetes, Xylariales, Hypoxylaceae. Gene Ontology annotation, molecular function: single-stranded DNA binding; damaged DNA binding.